Molecule: messenger RNA, 2991 nt
Organism: Neocloeon triangulifer
Lineage: Eukaryota; Metazoa; Arthropoda; Insecta; Ephemeroptera; Baetidae
Gene: Moe
Product: moesin/ezrin/radixin homolog 1
Exons: 9
Coding region: 147-1865 (572 amino acids)
Biological process (GO): positive regulation of early endosome to late endosome transport; regulation of organelle assembly; regulation of cell shape
Cellular component (GO): microvillus; filopodium; adherens junction
Molecular function (GO): actin binding; cell adhesion molecule binding
Source: RefSeq, a predicted model, not a curated record
CAGACGCCUGUUGAGUGUUGUUCCGUUGGAGUUGCAGUUACUUCCACUCGGCAAGUGCAUCAAGUCCGCAUUUUUUCCACCGAGUGCACUUUUUUCGCCUCUUCCGAUUUCGCCAUCAAACCGGCUCGAAUACUCAAUUCGCCAGAAUGGUGGUCGGAGGAAAAAUGAUGAAUGUGCGGGUCACGACGAUGGACGCGGAACUCGAGUUCGCGAUCCAGCAGACGACGACCGGCAAACAGCUGUUCGACCAAGUGGUCAAAACCAUAGGUCUGCGUGAGGUCUGGUUCUUCGGCCUGCAGUACACGGACAGCAAGGGCGAUCUCACCUGGAUCAAGCUCUACAAGAAGGUCAUGGGCCAGGAUGUCAAGAAGGAGAAUCCCCUGCAGUUUAAGUUCCGAGCCAAAUUCUACCCUGAGGACGUCCAAGAAGAAAUUAUUCAAGACAUCACUCUGAGAUUAUUCUACUUGCAAGUGAAAAACGCCAUUCUGUCUGAUGAGAUCUAUUGUCCACCUGAGACCUCGGUUCUUUUGGCCUCCUACGCCGUCCAGGCAAGACACGGCGACUUUGACAAGUCUAAGCACAGUGCCAAAUUCCUCGCCAACGACCGUCUUCUGCCCCAGAGAGUAAUGGACCAGCACAAAAUGUCGCGGGACGAGUGGGACCAGAGCGUAACCACCUGGUGGAACGAACACAAGGGCAUGCUCAGGGAGGACGCCAUGAUGGAGUACCUGAAGAUCGCACAGGACCUUGAGAUGUACGGAGUCAACUACUUUGAGAUCCGCAAUAAGAAGAACACCGAGCUCUGGUUGGGCGUGGACGCCCUGGGUCUCAACAUUUACGAGAAGGACGACAAGCUGACCCCCAAGAUUGGCUUCCCGUGGUCUGAAAUCCGCAACAUUUCCUUCUCAGACCGCAAGUUCAUAAUAAAGCCCAUCGACAAGAAGGCGCCAGACUUUGUCUUCUUUGCCUCAAGGGUGCGCAUCAACAAGCGCAUCCUGGCUCUCUGCAUGGGCAACCACGAGUUGUACAUGCGGCGUCGCAAGCCGGACACCAUCGACGUCCAGCAAAUGAAGGCCCAGGCCAGGGAGGAGCGCCUUGCUAAACAGCAGCAGCGCGAAAAGCUUCAGAUGGAGAUAGCUGCUCGUGAGAAAGCUGAACGCAAACAGCAAGAAUAUGAGGAUAAACUUCGCUCGAUGCAAGAGGAAAUGGAAAAGCGUCAGUCCGAGCUGCUCGAAGCCCAAGAGAUGAUCCGUCGUCUCGAGGAGCAACUGCGCCAGCUCCAGGCGGCUAAGGAGCAACUAGAGCUGCAGCAGAACGAACUUCAGGCCAUGAUGAUCCGGCUGGAGGAGAGCAAGGAAAUGGAGGCCGCCGAGCGGGCUAAGCUCGAGGAGGAGAUCAGGACCAAGCAGGAGGAAGUGUCCAGAAUCCAGAAUGAGGUUGAAACCAAGGAUGAGGAGACCAGGAGGCUGCAACAGGAGGUCGAGGAUGCCCGACAACGCCAGGAGGAGGCUAAGUUGGCGCUCUUGGCUGCCACCACUACUCCCCAGCAUCAUCACCUGGAUGAGAAUGAAGAUGAGAACGACGAAAUUCCCAAUGGUGAUGUGAGUCGUGACCUGGCCACCCAUGAGGGCAUCAUUGACCCCGUUGAGGAGCGGCGAACUUUGGCAGAGAGGAACGAGCGCCUUCACUCACAACUUAAGGCGUUGAAGCAAGACCUGGCGCAGACGCGGGACGAGAGCAAAGAGACGCACAUGGAUAAGAUCCACAGGGAGAACGUGCGACAGGGCCGCGACAAGUACAAGACGUUGCGCGAGAUCCGCAAGGGCAACACUAAGCGCCGUGUCGACCAGUUCGAGAACAUGUAAACCACUCACGUCCACCUGCUGGUGCUCCGAGACACACACUGCUGCAGAAAAACAACUAAACAACACACACAUACACGUAUCUUUCCUAAAGAGAUGCCUUAACAGAAUUUUCGAUGAUGCUCAAUAAUGAUGAUGAGCAGAAUCAUUCUUCUUUAUUGAGAAUUAUAAUUGAUUGAUUAAUAUUAACUCUGAGAGUAGAAGGUCUGUGUGCCUGCGUGCGUGCGCUCAGCUUAACCCGGGUCAGGCUUCCCCCUUCUUCGCUAUUUAUGCUAGCAAGUAAGUUUGCAAUCGUUAGAAUUCUUUUGUACAUUCGCUUAUUCUUCCUGUCAAAGCGCCGCCCGGAUCGAAUUUCCUCCACUUUUGCCCGUCUCUUUUUUUCUGUGAAUAAUGCAUUUAUUUCUCAGCUGAUUUUGUUUUGAAACACGCCGGUUAUUUUAUAAUACAAGUUUUUCUUUCCCCCGUUGAUGAUUAUUAAUAAUAAAGCACCUGAAUUUCUGAUCCGCCAAGCGCUUUGUACAAAAACGUUUCCAGUCGUGCGACAUUCCGUGCGUCGAAUCAGUAUUUUUGCGUUCGCUUGUUCUCAAAAAAGGGAGGCUUCUAAUUAAUCUUUAUCACAUAGAAACUAAGCAACGACUUCAAAGAUGAUGUUACUCACUGUUAUACAAACUGGGGAGAGCCAGACAAAUUUUGGCGUCUUGUCUAAUUUUUUGAUCGUUUUUAAGCAACUGCUUCCGAGACGAAUAUUAUAAAUUAAUGAAGAUUGUUUUUGGUACUAAUCUUUGAAAGACACAAACACUGAUCGUUCCUCUAAAUUUUGUACGCUAAAUCAAUGCUGUUGCAAUUUUGUAUGUUAACGUUUUUAAAAAGGAAAGUUUGUGCUAGCAAUAAACAAAAUAUUUGAUACUGAAUUUUUGAGCGUUGACCGCAAGAUGUGAGCUAGAGAGGCAGAAUUCGCGCCAGUUGUGCCAACGUUUGUUCUGUGUCCUUCCCUGAAUUUAAUAAACCAGUCCAAAAUUUUGUAUUCGAACCAAGAAUCAGUUCGGCUUACUCAAAAGUUUCCAAAAAAUAGGUAUUGUCGGUUAUUGUGCAUAUUUUUACAAGAGAGAAAUAAAAUUGCAUUAUCAAA